AUGUCGCUGAAUCGAUUUUCAGUGCCUUCCCAGGGUCAAUUGGCUCUUGCAAUCGCGAUUGUCAACUCGAAACCUACAAAUGUCUCCGUAAUAGAUCACCUCCAGCAAAUUCGUGCACAUAUUAAAACAACUCUCAGUCAUUCUCCUAAAUCUUCUAGCCCGACCAGCUCAAGUGAUAAAUACUUUGAUAGUGUUGCCUUCUGGAAACAGGCUUAUACCAAGGCCGAAGCCACGCAAAGCAAGUUGAAUGAUCGUAUCUAUGAGCUGGAACAACGAGUACAGACUUUGAAGCUCAAAUUAAACCAAGAGGACAAUGAAUGUGACACGCCAGAACGCGGCAAGCGCAAAGAGAGCAAGGAGCCGACAGCACCAGACUCACAGAGGAAACGGAGGAAGACAAACAAUACCCCUUCAGGGGUAGGAAGCAGUAUUGAAGCCGAGUUGGAACGGUUGAGUGGGCUAAUCCGACAAGAGAACUUGACUGAGUCAAAGAUCAACUCGGUUAUGAGACAUAUAUCAGCACUACAACAGAACAUGCAGAAAAAACCCAACUGGCCAGUCAUAUAUUCGACUGUUCUCGAUCUUUGCGCAGCAACUUGCUCUGUUGUUCCAUGCCUCUACGAACGCUCGUGUUCUGAAUCAAGACAGUCAAACAGCACUGACAACAUCAGAGUGCUCAAUCCGAUAGUCGUUCUAGCAGUGAUUGAGUCUGCCCAUACUAUUCUGUGCCGUGCUCAAAACAAGAUUAUCAGUUCUUCUGAAAGCCAGAAAUACGAAGGCCAAGUCACAUAUCACUUGACAUCACUUUUUGAAGCAGUCCUAUACGCAUUGGCGAAGAUAUGCGAUCCCAAAGCUGGUAGCAAAGAACUUCCAAAGCUCAAACAGAUUUCGAAAAGUCCGUCAGCAAAGAAUACAAUGCAGCAGUCAUCGGCCGAAUCGUCUGAAACUUUGCAUUGUGGAAUCUCUCUUGAUGAGAUUUUGCAGACUCUAAGACAUGUACUUGCGGGCAUGAUGUUGAAGGCAACUACUCUCAUUACUGCUAGCCCUAACAAUAUUUUUGAAGGGUAUCUCUACAUGUUUUUCACUCGCGUGGGGACUGUUCUCUCGGUGCUCGAAUUCAAAGACAUCGUUACUAGCCCGGAUCUCCAAACCAGCUCAGACAGGCUACCUUUGCCGGAUGGCCUUCGCCGAGCAGGUAUUAGGAAAGAUGAAGCCAUUGAAGCAACAUUAACGGCGUACGAGGCCGAAACAUAUCAUUUGGUAUGGAUCUUGGAAAAGGCUGUUGCGCUGAUACAUUCUAUUUCAAUGAAAUCGUCACUGUCUGAUGAUACGACUAAUGCUAGUGAUGGGAAAGGCUCAAACGCCGGACUUCUUCUGAGUCUGUCUAAAAAACGAUUACAGAACACUCUACUCAUGGCAGUUUUUCACGAAGAAGAGCCAUUGUUCUUGGAGUCUUUGAAAAAGCCACAAAAGCCUGCAGGAGAUGAAAUGAAUAUCCCAAUCACCAAAAACUCAGAACCACCUUCGGAAUGGUUCUCGAGGGAAGUCUGGCGGUUGUUGGGAUGGGAUGUACUCGAAUCUAUUUGGAAGAACGGAAACGAGAAUCAUACAAAAUGA
This is a messenger RNA of Talaromyces amestolkiae, 1617 nucleotides long. RefSeq lists its product as uncharacterized. The coding region runs from base 1 to 1617 and encodes 538 amino acids. The record is from RefSeq and is a predicted model, not a curated record. The transcript is spliced from 3 exons. Lineage: Eukaryota; Fungi; Ascomycota; Eurotiomycetes; Eurotiales; Trichocomaceae.